AUUGCUGUGUGCGACGAGGGCAGGGCCAUGUGGCAGGUGUAUCUGGACAGGCACGACUACGCCAUGGCCCUCUCCUUCUGCCGCACACCGCUCCAACGCGACCGGGUAUAUGCAGCCCAGGCAGAGUCAGCGUUCAAGGAUGGGGACUAUGAAAGAGCCGCCACCUUCUUUGCUCGGACGGCCCACCAGGUGCCAUUUGAAGAGGUGGCGCUCAAAUUCGUGGAGGCAGGGCAGCAGGACGCCCUGAGGAGCUUCCUACUGCACAAGCUGGACCACCUACCAAAGCAGGAGCGCGCGCAGAUGACCAUGGUGGCCACGUGGGCUUCAGAACUGUACCUUGACAAGAUCAACCGGUUGUUGCUGCAACUGCCACCUGACUUUGAGAAGCACGAUUCGAUAGCUACCAAGUCCGAGUCCAGUUCUGCUGCUGCUGCUGCUGCUGCUGCUGCUGCUGCUGGUGCUGCUGGUGCUGCUGGGGAAGGAAGCAGGACAGGAGCGGAAGGAUCAAGGACGGGAGGUUCGAAGGAGGGUUCAGGAGUGGAAGGGUUGAGAGAGGAGUAUAGAAGGGUGGUGGCGGCGUUCAGAGCGUUCCUCAGUGACUGCAAGGACGUGCUGAAUGAGGCCACCACUGUAAAGCUGCUCGCCAGCUAUGGUCGGGAGGAGGAGCUGGUGUACUUUGCAGGACUGAAGCAGCGGCACGAGACAGUCAUCGAACACUUUAUUCGGCAAGGCGAUGCUGACUCAGCAAUCGCCGUGCUGCGCCGACCCUCAGUGCCUCUAGAGCUUCUGUACAAGUUCUCACCAGCACUCGUGCUCCUGGCUCCUUCCAGCACUGUUGACCUCUGGAUCAUGUCUGCCUCUGCUGCCUCCGCUCCUGCUUCUGCUACUUCUUCUUCUGCCGGUGCUGCUGCCGCUGCAUCUGCUGCGGCAGGGUUCGAUCCUCGUCGGCUUAUCCCAGCAAUCAUGCGUUGUGCUACUGCCUCUAGUGGUGCUGCUACGGCUGCCACUGUUACCAGCUACCAGCCAAAUGAAGCCAUCCGCUUUUUGGAGUUUUGUGUGCACAGGCUGGGAUCCAGAGAUCCUGCCAUCCACAACCUGCUGCUCUCUCUCUAUGCUGACCAGGCGAAUGAAACAUCCCUGGUCAACUUCCUCUCUUGGAUCCCCCCUCCUCCACCACCACACACCCUCCUCCUCUCCUCCACCCCUUCCUUCCCCACCAUCCCCUCCUCCUCCUCCUUCUCCUCCUCCUCCUCUCCCUCUGCAGCAGCCGCAGCAGUAGGGGCAGCAGGCCGCUCCCCUGCCGUCACACCCACCGGCACCACACUCAACCUCUCUCCAAGCCUAGCCAAUGCUGGUGGCAGUGGUGGCAGCAGCGGAGACACAGGAGGAAGAGGAGCAGGAGGAGCAGCAGCAGCUGGGGCAGCAAGGGGAGGGGUAAUUUACGACCCUAAGUUCGCUUUGAGGGUGUGUUUAGAGCGAAGGAGGAUGCGGGGGUGUGUUUGCGUGUACAGUACCUUGGGAAUGCAUCAAGAGGCAGUAGCUCUAGCUCUCCAGAUUGACGUGGCACUGGCGAAACGAGAGGCCAAUAAGGCGCGAGAACAGGAUCUCAAGCAAUCGCUCUGGCUAAUGAUAGCGCGCCACGUCAUCGAGCAAGGGCUAGCAGGCCGAGCUGUGAUUUGCGGAGAUGAUACAGGCAGGAGUGAGAGGGAAGGGGAGGAGGAGAAGGAGAGUGGGAGGGGGGAUGAGAAGGGGAGGGAGAAUGAGGAGGAGAGUGCAAUGCGGCAAAACGUUCGGAGAGCAAUUGCCCUUCUGAAAGAAACCGAGGGUUUGCUGAAAGUCGAGGACAUUCUGCCUUUCUUCCCGGAUUUCACCUUGAUAGACGAUUUCAAAGAUGCUGUGUGCGAGUCAUUAGAGGCGUAUGGACAAGAGAUUGACCGGCUAAAAGCCGAAAUGACCGAGGCGACCCGGGCGGCGGACACAAUCCGGAGGGACAUCCAGGCGCUGAGUCAGCGCCACGUCAUCGUGUCCACGCGGGAGACCUGCGGCGUCUGCUCUCGUCUGAUUCUCGCCGCCCCGCCUCCCCAGAAAACGCUGCUGGCCGGCUCUGCUGCACCUGGCGCUGCUGCUGGUGGUGGUGCUGGUGCUGCUGGUGGUGGGGGCGUUGGUGGUGGUGGUAUUUCGGGUGCAGCAGCAGCAGUAGCAGCAGCAAGCCUGGCAACAGCAUCAGCAGCAGGAGCAGCAGAGGCAACGCCCUUCUAUGUGUUCCCCUGCUCCCACGCCUUCCACAUUGACUGCCUGCUCACCCACGUGGUUCAACACUCUGAUCCAUUUCUGAUGGAGCAUGUGUUGGAGUUGAAGCGGCAGCUGCUGGGAGUGCUGGAGACCCCGAGGAGGGGUGGCAAGCAACGAGGCGCAGGAGCAGGAAUGGGAGGAGCAGGAGUAGAGGGAGACAGUGACGUGGUGGACAUUCAUGCGGGACUAUCUCCGAUUGAUAAGGUGCGGCUGCAGCUAGAUGAAGCGAUUGCCAGUGAAUGCCCUUUUUGCGGUUCACUUAUGGUGGCUAGCACAUCUGAGCCGUUGAUCGCUGCUCAUGAAGGAAAUGUGUUAGACGCAUGGAGCAUUUGA
Molecule: messenger RNA, 2625 nt
Organism: Closterium sp. Naga37s-1
Lineage: Eukaryota; Viridiplantae; Streptophyta; Zygnematophyceae; Desmidiales; Closteriaceae
Source: the annotation of a GenBank genome assembly